Messenger RNA from Alexandromys fortis (reed vole), 234 nucleotides. RefSeq names its product transmembrane protein 258-like. The transcript has 2 exons. Lineage: Eukaryota; Metazoa; Chordata; Mammalia; Rodentia; Cricetidae. Gene Ontology annotation, biological process: protein N-linked glycosylation. Gene Ontology annotation, cellular component: membrane-bounded organelle. Bases 1 to 234 code for a protein of 77 amino acids. The record is from RefSeq and is a predicted model, not a curated record.
AUGGGGGCCAUUCAUAUGUACACAAGCCCGGUCAACCCGGUUGUCUUCCCACACCUGACUGUGGUACUUCUGGCCAUUGGCAUGUUCUUCACUGCCUGGUCCUUCAUUUACAAGGUCACCUCCACCAAGUACACAUGUGACAUUUACAAAGAGCUUCUCAUCUCCUUGGUGGUGUCACUCUUCAUGGGCUUUGGCGUCCUCUUCCUCCUGCUCUGGGUUGGCAUCUACGCAUGA